Phymastichus coffea is the source of this 1894-nucleotide messenger RNA. Its product is annotated as FGGY carbohydrate kinase domain-containing protein. The record is from RefSeq and is a predicted model, not a curated record. The transcript is spliced from 10 exons. Gene Ontology annotation, molecular function: kinase activity; phosphotransferase activity, alcohol group as acceptor. Gene Ontology annotation, biological process: carbohydrate metabolic process. The coding region runs from base 205 to 1833 and encodes 542 amino acids. Lineage: Eukaryota; Metazoa; Arthropoda; Insecta; Hymenoptera; Eulophidae.
AUCAUCAUGGGUCAAGCUCAUAAAACAUUCAAACCCAAGAUAAUGCUACAUCUUACAUUGAUUGUGUCAUAAAAGUUAAAAGCUGAUAAUAAACUCUUUUUACUUCCAACGUUGAUAGUACUAUACUUAGUAUGAUUGCUGCUUUAGGAUCAACCAUACUCUUGGAGAAAAUUUAGAAGACAUUUUUACAAUAUACUUGACACAAUGAUUUAUUUUGUGGGUGUUGAUGUUGGAACUGGCAGUGCUAGAGCAGCUUUAGUUACAUCACAAGGAAAGAUUAUAGAGUCUGCUGUCCAUCCUAUCAAAACUUUUAAUCCACAAGAUAAAUUUUAUGAACAAUCAUCGAAUGAUAUUUGGGCUUCUGUAUGUACAGUUGUUAAGGAAGUUGUUGCUAAUACUCCAAAAGAAUAUAUUAAAGGAAUUGGCUUUGAUGCAACAUGUUCAUUAGUUGCACUGGAUAGACAUGGACUGCCUAUUUCAGUUAGCCCUACAGGCAUCAAUGAUCAAAAUAUUAUCCUAUGGCUGGACCAUCGAGCUGAAGAGCAAGCAGAAUAUAUCAAUAAGUUAGGGCAUAAAAUGUUAAAAUAUGUAGGUGGGAAAAUAUCAUUAGAAAUGGAGGUGCCAAAGCUUUUGUGGCUAAAGCAGAAUUUACCAGAUACAUGGGAAAAAGCCGAUUUAUUCUUCGAUUUACCUGACUUUCUAACGUGGAAAGCGACAAAUUCCGAUUCCAGAUCAUUGUGUUCACUAGUAUGUAAAUGGAACUAUAGUGCUGGGCCAGACGGAGAUUAUCAUUGGUGUAGUGAUUUCUUUGAUAAAAUUGGAUUAUCCGACCUCAAAAACGGUAAUUGGAAAAAAAUUGGUCAAAUUGUUAAACCACCAGGACACCCAGUGGGUUCUGGAUUGACAUCAAAAGCAGCUAAGGAGUUGAAUUUGUUAGAAGGUACACCAGUGGGUACGUCAAUUAUUGAUGCUCAUGCUGGUGGACUUGGCAUGCUUGGUUGCUCAGCCCUAAAUAUUUCCUCAGAUUUUACAAGUAGAUUAGGUUUAAUAUGUGGCACCUCUACAUGUCACAUGGCUGUUAGUAAAAAUGAAAUAUUUGUUGGUGGCGUUUGGGGACCAUAUUAUGGUGCAAUGGUACCUGAUCUUUGGCUCAAUGAGGGAGGACAAAGUACUACUGGUAAAUUAAUCGAUCACGUUAUAGAUACUCAUCCAGCUAAGUCAGAGAUUCAACAAAAAUUACAAUCAAAUAUGCACGUGCAGCAGUAUCUUACUGAGCUUUUAAAAUCAAUGGCCAAUAAAAGGAAUCUUCGCGAUAUAGCUUAUCUAACAGAGGAGAUCCACGUCUGGCCUGAUUUUCACGGGAAUCGUUCUCCUCUAACCGAUCCUACACUUUGUGGAAUGAUAAGUGGACUUACUUUGUCGAAGGAUGAAGAAAACUUAGCAACCUUGUACUUAGCUACAAUGCAAUCGUUAACGUACGGCACUAAACAUAUUCUAGAAGCAUUAACGGAUGCAGGCCACAAAAUAGAGUCCUUGCUCGUGUGCGGCGGCCUGAGUCAAAAUCCAUUAUUUAUUCAAACUCAGGCAGACGUUUUAGGUCUGCCCAUGCUUUGCCCUGCAGAACGCGAAUCUGUACUUGUAGGUUCUGCUAUUCUUGGCUCUUGUGCCGCGAAAGCUUUUCCGUCGGUACACGAAGCUAUCAAAGCUAUGGGAGGCUCUGCUAAAGUUGUGCAUCCUUCAACUGAGACUUACUCUUAUCAUUGCAAGAAAUAUCGAGUAUUUAGAAAAAUGGUCGAAGAUCAAAAAAUUUAUAAAAAGUACAUGUCUGAAUAAUCCUACUGUUUUUAAUGGGUAUUGGAUUUAUUCUGUGAUUUUUAUAUGUACAUUGUUGAAG